ACGAACUAUAUGUUGUUUAUCCAAUAAACAAAAGGUAUUUUGAAAACAAAUUGUUAUAUUAACCAUCAUUGUUAACCAGUAUUUAACACUUAUUCAUUUAAAACUUCAACAACUAAUUAAACACUAUGCCCAUGGUAAAGAGGAGGCUGACUAUUGGAUCCCAGCACAAAGCGUAUUUAUUAAGAAAAAGCAAAACUAUCGGUGAAACUUGUGAGGACAAUGAAAAUAAAAUUUCAAACUCGAAUAAUUUGGAAGAAGAGGGGAAAUUAGGUGUCAAGCGGAAGGCAUUGCAGAAUAUCAGUAAUGUUACGAAAAAUGUGAACUCUGGAAUUUAUGAGGAGGAGAAUAAAAAUAAGUCAAUCCAGCCAGAUAUAAAAGGCAACAUGAAACAAGAAAAUGAAAAAGAGAGUAAGUGCGAAAUUGUGAACUGUCUUGAAAAAUUCUUUCUUGUCCCUCAAUAUGCUUCUCAUAUUUAUAAAUAUCUGAAAAAAAUAGAAUUAGAAAGACUCUGUCAAAAGUGGCCUACGAAUCCAGCCGUGACAGACAAAAUGAGAAGACGGGCGGUCGAUUGGAUUUGGUCGAUUUCACAAAAGUUGAAGUUGACGCAGGAAUCAGUCCAUUUAAGCGUUUAUUUGCUUGAUAAAAGUAUAGAACUUUUGGAAGUUAACGAAAGCAAUUUGAAAUUGAUAACUCUUUGCUGUAUGUCUAUUGCGACAAAAUACGAAGAAGUCGCCGUCCACCGAUUCCACAGGUUUCUAACUUCUUGCAAUCCUCCAAAUUCGAGGAUUGAUUUUAGAAACAUGGAAAUGAAGAUAUUGAAUGUACUCGAUUUUGGUAUUGGAAGACCUUCUUCUUUACAUUUUCUCAGAAGGAUCAACAUGAUCAUAAGAUCAAACAGGAUUCAGCAUACUUUCGGCAAGUUCAUUAUUGACAUGAUAUUGUUUGAAGAAAUUUUUUGCCAUGAGCGGCCUUCGUUGAUAGCAUCGGCGGCUUCUUUCAUUGCAUGUUGCCUCUCUUGUAGUACACUCGAUGUCAAUUUGUGGACUGAAUGUUUGUCAUUUGACACAGGCUACAAUAUUAACAAUUUAAAGCCAACUAUUGCUCAAAUGGCUCAAGUUAUUCUUAACGGAAUAAAAAUGCUAGAUAGCGUUAAAGAAAAAUAUUCAAAACAAGAAUAUCAUUGCGUUUUUCAAAGAAUGGUAAAAGAAAAAAAACUGCUGAAAUUGUUGAGUAACUUCGACUCCUAAAGACAAACUGGUAAGGGAUUUCUUCUUGUAAUAGCCAAAAAAUAUCUUAGAUAGCAGGCAUAUACAUAUAAUUUUAUAGAAUGCUGUCAAGUCAAUAUAUUUUUAUCAUAUG
Cimex lectularius (bed bug) is the source of this 1359-nucleotide messenger RNA. RefSeq names its product G2/mitotic-specific cyclin-B-like. Gene Ontology annotation, cellular component: cyclin-dependent protein kinase holoenzyme complex; nucleus; cytoplasm. Gene Ontology annotation, biological process: mitotic cell cycle phase transition; regulation of cyclin-dependent protein serine/threonine kinase activity. Gene Ontology annotation, molecular function: cyclin-dependent protein serine/threonine kinase regulator activity. NCBI's taxonomy places the organism in Eukaryota, Metazoa, Arthropoda, Insecta, Hemiptera, Cimicidae. The coding region runs from base 126 to 1247 and encodes 373 amino acids. The transcript has a single exon. The record is from RefSeq and is a predicted model, not a curated record.